This is a messenger RNA of Cyclopterus lumpus (lumpfish), 1518 nucleotides long. It is a transcript of the gene serpind1, whose product is annotated as serpin peptidase inhibitor, clade D (heparin cofactor), member 1. Gene Ontology annotation, molecular function: serine-type endopeptidase inhibitor activity. NCBI's taxonomy places the organism in Eukaryota, Metazoa, Chordata, Actinopteri, Perciformes, Cyclopteridae. The record is from RefSeq and is a predicted model, not a curated record. Gene Ontology annotation, biological process: blood coagulation; negative regulation of endopeptidase activity.
AUGUGGGUCAUCACCGUCAUCUCCGUGGCCUGUCUGCUGGUCGGUCCAUCCCUGGCUGGGAUCAAAGACCUCAGCUCUCACUUCGCUGACCCUGAGCCGGAACCUCGAGGCUUUGAGCUGGGGGGGGCAGUGGAUAUGGAUGCCAUCCCGUUGGAGUUCCACAAAGAAAACACCGUUACGAAUGACCUGGUUUUCGAUGGCUUCGAGGAUGAAGACUAUAUCGAUUUUGAUAAGAUUCUGGCUGCGGGCAGCGACGACUACAUAGAAGGGGAUGCGAUAGAUGAGAUCGCCACACCAGCCCCAGACAUCGACAUCUUUGCCAAACCCUCCGACCCCAAGAUCCGCCGUGCCAGACUCCUGCGGCUCUUCCACGGUCGGUCUCGCCUCCGGCGCCUCAACGUCAUCAACGCCCAUUUCGGCUUCAACCUCUAUCGGAGUCUCCGCAACGACGUCAACCAGAGUGACAACAUCCUGCUUGCGCCUGCUGGGAUCUCCGUCGCCAUGGGGAUGAUGUCCUUAGGGGCGGGCCCUGGAACCCGGGAUCAGAUCUACGGGGCACUGGGAUUCGCAGACUUUGUCAACGCGAGCCAUCAUUACGACAACACGACGGUGCACAAGCUCUUCAGGAAGCUUACGCACCGGCUCUUCAGGAGGAACUUCGGUUACACGCUGCGCUCCGUGAACGACGUCUACGUCAAGAGGGACGUGGCGAUGAACGACGCUUUCCGUGCGGGGACGAAGGCUUAUUACUUUGCCGAGCCGCAGUCGGUGGACUUUGGGGAUCCCGGCUUUCUGAACAAGGCCAACCGCCGCAUCCUGAAGCUGACCAAAGGGCUGAUCAAGGAGCCGCUCAAAAGCGUGGACCCAAACAUGGUGCUGAUGCUGCUCAACUACCUGUACUUCAAAGGUACAUGGGAACAGAAAUUCCCGAAAGAAAUGACUCACUAUCGCAACUUCAGAGUUAACGAAAAGACAAACGUGCGUGUGCCAAUGAUGGCCAACAAGGGGAACUAUCUGGCUGCUGCCGACCACGAACUAGAGUGCGACAUCCUCCAGCUCCCUUACACAGGAGAAAUCAGCAUGCUCAUUGCCUUGCCGAGGAAGAUCACCGGCAUGAGGACCUUGGAGCAGGAGAUCUCUCCCACUGUUGUCAACAAGUGGCUCAAAAACAUGACAAACAGGACCCGAGAGGUGGUGCUACCUCGGUUCAAACUGGAGCAGAACUAUGACCUGAUUGCAAAUCUGAAGGAGAUGGGCCUCACUGACUUGUUCCACGAGAGUGGAGAUUUCUCUGGAAUGACCUCAGAGAAGGUCUACAUGAACUGGCUGAAGCACCAAGGAACCAUCACUGUGAAUGAGGAGGGGACCGAGGCUGCUGCUCUGACCCAGAUGGGCUUCAUGCCCCUCUCCUCUCAGAUCCACUUCACCGUGGACCGGCCCUUCCUCUUCCUGAUCUACGAGCACCGCACAGACUGCCUUGUGUUUAUAGGCCGGGUGGUCAAUCCUUCACAGAACUAA